UCGACCAAAUACAUUUAGGCUACGCAAUCAAAAGUUGUGGGAGUUUGACCCCCUCUCACUGUUUGUGCCCUCUGAAAACCUUGAGGUUAGCCUACAUUUAACAGAAUGGAAGCAUACAUACGAUUUUCGCGCAGUAUGGCCAUUUUGGAGACCAUUUGGCUGUUAUAAAGAUGUAAAAGGUUUCCGUAUUGCUUUAUUCGUUUUCCAUCUUCUGCGCUUCAAUGACCAAGCUAGUUGACCGUGGUGCGCAAUUCUCCGCGCUUGGCGUUGGAAUACCAAGACAACAUGAACCCGGGGGCAACGACCUUCGGUUAGGGAUCAGCCCGUAUGGAGAGACCUCUCACUUCGCAGACUUCAAUCUCAUUGCCGCGUGUCAAGACAUUGCCCCUGCAAAGAAGUCCCAGUUGAUUGCCAAAGUCUCUGGAUACGCAGCUGCGCUAGGAAGCCGCUACGGAGGGCACUUCGGUUCACAUGGAUACACAGCUAUCGACUCCAGGAAUUUUACGUUCACCUAUCGCACUCCAGACAUUAUCGAUUCCGCAGCAAGAGAUACUCGGCGCGGAUUUUUCAGCCGCACCUCAACAGGAAGUGUGCGAAUUCCCCCAAGUAUCUCUGAAAACCCAGCGCACACUCUCUUUUCAUCUAUAGGCGAACAGAGCGCAUCCCCAAAUGGAUACAUGGCGAAUAGCAGGGCGCAUUUGGGUACACAGAGAGACAUAUACGUGGGAGCAGAUCCGCAUCAACCAGUCUCCAUCCCGCAUUUCAGUGAUACCCAGCUCCACUUUGAUCACAAUGUGGAUAUGGGCAUGAGAGUGGCAACACAGAAUGGUCACGGUGCUUUCUUUCGAUACAUGCGACAGCCCUCUAAGCAGGACGUCACUUGUAAAUGGAUAGAUGAGAAUCAGACGAAUCAACCCCAAAAAACGUGCGGCAACAUGUUUUGCUCCAUGUUCGAGCUGGUUACGCACGUCUCCAUGGAUCACGUCGGCGGUCCAGACCAGGGUCUGCAUACUUGCUUUUGGGAGGAUUGUCCGAGAUUAGGCAAAUCUUUUAAAGCAAAGUAUAAAUUAGUCAACCACAUUCGUGUACACACUGGAGAAAAGCCAUUCAAUUGUCCGUUUCAUGGCUGUGGAAAAAUGUUUGCCAGGUCGGAAAACUUGAAAAUACAUAAAAGGAUUCAUACUGGUGAGAAGCCCUUCAAAUGCGAAUUCGAAGGCUGCGACAGGCGGUUCGCAAAUAGCAGCGACCGAAAAAAACACAUGCACGUUCAUACCUCAGACAAGCCAUACAUCUGCAAGGUAUGCAACAAGGCCUACACUCAUCCCAGCUCUCUGAGGAAACACUCGAAGCAGGUUCACAAAUCUCAAACCUUGGCGAACUCUCCAACGGGAACUUCUGGAUAUGAGUCGUCCACGCCACCAGCUCCGUGUAGACCUACAUCCUCAACCAUCGAAGACUCGACAAAAACAUCCAUGCUGCUGGUCAAGUCAAUAUUUAAAGAGGAUCUCUCAACCAAAUUGGUUGAAUGGUACGUUUGAAAUGGUUAACUGUCCAAGUAGUCCAAGUGGGAACACUACAACUUCUAUAGAAUUAGGAACACAGGCCUAUAGGCCUACGUUUGCCAAGUUUUCAACAAAGGUACAGAAAACACAGGGUAUAGGCCUAUGCAUUGCCUUAGUGUUACGCUUUAAAGGCCCCAUCAUAAAAUGAUGAUUAAUUGCAAUACUUUUGGAGUGAUCUUUAUUCUGUAUCUUCCCAAAUGUUGGGAAAAGUCUUAUCCUUGGAAUAGCCUACAUAAUUACUAUUUAACAGAUGAAAAUGUGACCCACACAAAGCCUUUAAAUUAAUAGAUAGGCCUCCAAAUAAGCCUAUAGGCUACUGAUAAAUAAACAAAUAAAUUAAACGUGAUGAAAGACAAAAAGAUACGAAAUGAAUAAGAAAAAGCAAAAUAAACCUAUAGAAACUAAGUGUAUAAAAAGAAAGAAGGAAAGCAGAUGACAGAGGAAAUGUAUUAAUACAUUGAGUACAAGGACAGAAUAGGCCUAUUUGCAUGUUAAUAGGCUAGUGCUAGCCGAUUUGAGCUCUUUUGUCAGAAUCUGUUUUAAGACAGAAAAAGAUAGGUCUACUGUGGUCGACAUGCCAUGUCGCCCUUUGAAAACAACAAUAUAAAAAUGAAUUGCUUAAAAUAUACCGUUUAUAAUAUCAUUUAUUUAAUUGUAUUUUUGUUGGAAUUUAUUAUGUUGGUGUAUACAUUUGCGAGAAUAAAUAAAUCAAAUAAAAAUUAUAUUUCUAUUAUAUUCAUAAGAGGCAUGCAACUUCAGUCAACUUUAAUAAGAAACAUGUUUAUGGACAAUUUAUACGAUGUUGAGUCUAAUAACUUAGAUAAGAUCCAUUUGUAUAGAUGUUUAGGCGUUUAUUUUUUUGAUGUUGGGAGUGGUAGCCUACCUUUUGCUAAAUGAGUCACAAGAGCCAGCAUUUGAGGACAAAGCAAAAGUUGACAACCCAUUACUGCCCCCAAGACACAAAAUAAUCUGAAAGUGUUCAGUUGAACAUCAAGUGAAAAUUUGUAAAUACAUCUGGUAGAGGCUUAUGUUGUUCGAUUUAAAUACAUCUGGUAGAGGCCAAUGUUGUUCAGUUCGAUUUAAAUACAUCUGGUAGAGGCCUAUGUUGUUCGAUUUAAAUACAUCUGGUAGAGGCCAAUGUUGUUCAGUUAGAUUUAAAUAUAUCUGGUAGAGGCCUAUGUUGUUCGAUUUAAAUACAUCUGGUAGAGGCCAAUGUUGUUCAGUUCGAUUUAAAUACAUCUGGAAUAGGCCUAUGUUGUUCAGUUCUAUUUAAAUACAUCUGAUAGAAGCCUAUGUUCAGUUUGUCAAACUAGCAUCAGAUUCAGACUCAAGUAGGCAUCUGUUGUUUAAAAAAUUAAAUGAAAGCUAAAUGUAAACUACCAUAGAACAAGGCAAAAGUUUAAUAAAUAACAGGAAGCAUAAAAUAAAUUACAUAAAUCUGACCUUUAAAAAAAAUAAUAAUUGUGUCCUUUAAUUCAUGGCUCGUUGAUUUGAUGGAAUGGAUUCUAUUGGUGCAGUGUAUCCCAAAUGGCCAAUA
Molecule: messenger RNA, 3099 nt
Organism: Coregonus clupeaformis (lake whitefish)
Lineage: Eukaryota; Metazoa; Chordata; Actinopteri; Salmoniformes; Salmonidae
Product: zinc finger protein ZIC 3-like
Exons: 3
Coding region: 222-1538 (438 amino acids)
Biological process (GO): regulation of transcription by RNA polymerase II; central nervous system development
Cellular component (GO): nucleus
Molecular function (GO): DNA-binding transcription factor activity, RNA polymerase II-specific; RNA polymerase II cis-regulatory region sequence-specific DNA binding
Source: RefSeq, a predicted model, not a curated record